This is a messenger RNA of Ectocarpus siliculosus, 3558 nucleotides long. NCBI's taxonomy places the organism in Eukaryota, Phaeophyceae, Ectocarpales, Ectocarpaceae. The record is from the annotation of a GenBank genome assembly.
AUGCAGCCUGGGAUUUCCCCCAGAGUUACGCCGGGAGUGGCGGUGGCGACGGUGGCGGGAGGGGGGGGGGGGAGAGAGACGUGCAGGAGCACUAGCGGUACGAUUGCGAUCGAGGCGGCUGGCAGAGCGGCUGCGGUUGCUGAUGGGGUGAUUGCGAGGCCAGCAGUCUCUCAACAACAACCGCAGCUGCAGCGCGCAGCCACCAAGGCCCCCGUGCCGGUAGCGGCGGCUCCGACCCCGGCCCAGGCCGCCGCCUACGCGAAAGCGGUGGCGACGGCGCAGCAGCAACAGCGGGCCCACGCCGCCGCGACGGCGGCGGCGGCGGCGGCGAGGGUAGCGAGAUCGAACGCGAUCGCCACUUCGUACACAAGCAACGCCGCCGCCGCCGCAGCAGCAGCAGCAGCGGCGGCAGCCGCGGCCGCCCCCUCGGCUGCCGGUGCGUCGCCGGCGACGCAUCGGCAACAGCAGCACCCCGGUGUCGUCGUCGCCGCCCGGCCCACCGUGGUGGCCCCGGGCCACAGCAACGGCCACAUCUACAACGCGGCCCAGCGGCAGCAGCAGCAGCAGCACGCGGCCGCUUUUGGGGCGAUGGGGGCAGCGGCGGCGGCGGCGGCGGCGGGGGGUCACCAUCACCACCAUCACUUGCAGCAGUUUCAGCAGGGCGGGGGCAGUGGGUUCCUGGGGCUGCAGGGGGGCGCUAGCGCGAUGGGGGCGGCGGCGGCAGCGGCGGCAGCGGCAGCGGCGGCGGCGGCGGCGGUGCAGGCGAAAGCGAAGAAGCCGAACGGGUUGAGGAGAGGGAAGUGGACGUCCGAGGAGGAGGACUACGCGAACCGCCUUAUCCAGGAGUUCAAGAGCGGGUUGUUGCCGCUGACGGACGGAACGACGCUCAGAACGUUCCUGAGCAAGCUGCUCAACUGCGACCCCAUGCGCAUCUCCAAGAAGUUCGUGGGUAGCAACUGCAUCGGGAAGCAGGUGUUCCGCAGGAGGCAGGCCGACAUGGACCGGUUACAGCCCGCCGACAUCGAGAGGAGCCGCUCUCAGCUUGCAGAUCUAGAGAGGAGGUUCUUGGAGCGGGUAGCCAUGACGAACCGAUGCAAGACCGGCGGGGAGAUAGGCUCGAAAGAAGGCGGCAGCAGCUUCGACCUCCUGCGCCCGAAUCAGCCACCUCCGGCUACCCAGCCGUGGAUGCUGCCGCCGUCGCCCCCUGCGGUUACUCUCGCGGGGACGCUGUCGCCCGCGGCGGCGACGCAGAGGGCGAACGUGGCGGGGGCUCCUGCAGAUGAAGCCACAGGGGGCGUGCUCGCUGAGACAACAGCGGUAGCAGCGGAGGCGGCAGGGCACCAGCGAAAUAGCACCACACCGCCACCUCGACCACCAUCAUCGGCAGCAGCAACAGCACCAGGGUCGGCGGAGGUAGCGCCAUCGCCGUCAUCAGCAGCGUUGCCGUCUAGUUCCGUUUUGGGCGCGAGCCAUGCCGGGCCAGGGGGAGUCGCGAAAGCACCGAACGGGCUGGUGCUUGGUGGCCCACCCGAAAAGGAGUCUCAACACAGGCCCCUCACGUCGCAGCAGCAACCGAAUGCUCAAGGUACGAGCACCACUGCUCUGGCCCCUGCCCCGGCUACCCCAGCUGAGAUAAACGAUGUUGGGGUCAAGGCGGGGUCGGCCGCGGGUAUCGCUAACGGCAACCACCUGGCAGCAACAACGUCAGCGGCGUCAGCAGUGGCAGCAACACCGCCUGCUUCGUCAGGGUCCGGUGUAUCGGCUGCUGCGACAAGGGCUAAUGGUGCGCCUGCAUCGACCAGUGCGGCUGCGGCCACGCCGGCGUCGUUCCUAGACGCGGGAGGCGCGCUGCCGUCGUUGCCCGGGACUGGGGACGGGAGGGUAGCUUCCGCGAUCCCCGGAAGUACCGCUGCAGUUGUUCCCAAGCAGGAACUCACGGCCAGUGGGACAGGCUUGGGUGUCCGCACAUCGAGGUCGGGGGCAAGCAACGGCUUCAACACCAGCUCCGGCCUGGGUGGAAGCGGCAUCGACCGGACCACAUCUCUCGAGGCCCUCUCGCUGCUGGAGCUGCCACACAUCCAAGGUAUGACCAACCUUGCUGUGCUGGGGCUGUGGCCUGGCGCCUUUCCCCCUUCGGGAUCUUCGACAGGGACAACGACUGGGACUCCUCUCAAGGCGAUGAACGGCGGUUUGAAGAGAACGCCUUCAUGGGCGAGGAUCAGCUCGUACGAACACCUGCAGAGCCUCGAUGAAGGGGCUCCCCUGUAUCCGACGACAAACGGCAACGGAGCAGGCAGUGUGAGCAGCAACAUCGCGAGCAGUAGCAGCAGCAACAGCCAUUCCGCAUCUGGACUAGGAGGAGGCAAUUCUAGCGGUGGCAGCGGCACUAGCACCAUGACGUCAUCAUCAUCGCCAUCGCCAUCCUCAGCCGCCGCACCUUCGCCCUUCAUGCCGAGAAACACCUCGGUCGAGGACUUCCUCAGCCUUGUCGAGUCCGGAGACAUUCCGCCUCCAGAGGGUGCCGCCGGGUUCACGGUGCCCAUGUGGAUCUACAGCGGAGACUCGAGCAACACCACGAACGGCAACCCCAACGGACACGCUCCUAAUGGGAGUUCGAAUGGUGCUUCAACUCCUGCUGCCAGCGAGCGUCCAGCGGGGCACUCUAAACCGUCCUCAAAAUCUAAGAACAAGGGCUCGGGUAGCGGUUCUGCUCGCGGGGCUUCUGGAAUGUCAUCACUCGAGAAGUCCAAGUCGAAACGGCUGAAGUCGACGCAGGCUAAGGCCGAGGCCAAGAGUUGAUUUUGACUGAUGCUGACAUCGUUCAAAGACUCCUAGAUGUUAUUCAGAAUCGGUUUUUGGAGUUCGUUGUGGGGGCUAUAGUUACAGCGUCUAUUUCUAGAAGUGACCGUGCACUUGACGGGUAAAGGGUAUUGCCGGAUGGUCCAGUUGUAGAGCUUCUUUCCAAUGCGCGCAGGAGCAGCGGGUUGAUAUCGGUGGGGUAUGAAGAAGACACCAAAGAGCGUAAAAUCUUAUGUUGCAGUUUGCCUCGCCGUGAUACUAUGUUGGGACGUCCGGUCAAAUUUGAUACAUAGAGGCGUGUUUGUUCCUGGUUGUGUUCUGGCUGUUUUCACGUUUUUUUUGGUCAUUUUUUUUGUUUGGCUUGCCCACGGUGAUUUAGGUCCAAAUGUACCAUAGACUCUUGAGGUGUUCAUUAGACAUGCCGUAGACUAAAGCCGAAAUUGAUGCCAGCGUACUCGUUGACUUUCGAAUAGUUCAGAGUUUGGCUUUGGUGGUUUCCAUUUUUAUUCGAUUGAGGGAGGCGGGGAGAAGCGGCGCGUGCACGUUUCAUCGGGCUGAAUUCCGGCAGUUGGUGUUGUGUUUUUGCUUUUUUUCCUGGCGGACGGGUGUUGCCACCCGCUCAAGGUGUUCGCACAGUGCGUCUGCCAAGGCUCUGAUGGCGGUGCGUACGUGCCUCCCCCGCGCAAGCAAACCUAUCUCAAAUCUCAAAGUUUUGCAGUGGAAGUCGCCGAGGCUUUGGAAGUGGGGUCCGUGUUUUUU